Molecule: messenger RNA, 779 nt
Organism: Gracilinanus agilis (Agile Gracile Mouse Opossum)
Lineage: Eukaryota; Metazoa; Chordata; Mammalia; Didelphimorphia; Didelphidae
Product: membrane-associated phosphatidylinositol transfer protein 1-like
Exons: 4
Biological process (GO): phospholipid transport
Cellular component (GO): cytoplasm
Molecular function (GO): phosphatidylinositol binding; phosphatidylinositol transfer activity; phosphatidylcholine binding
Source: RefSeq, a predicted model, not a curated record
CUACACCUGCCCCUUUGUCGAGAAAUUCUCCAUCGAGAUAGAAACCUACUACCGGCCCGACGGCGGCCAGCAGCACAACGUCUUCAACCUGACCGGGGCCGAGAGGAGGCAACGCAUCCUGGACACCAUCGACAUUGUCCGCGACCCAGUUGCCCCUGGAGAGUACAAGGCUGAGGAGGACCCGAGGCUCUACCGCUCUGUCAAGACAGGCCGGGGGCCCCUCGGGGACGACUGGGCACGGGUGGCCGCUCAGUCGGGCCCCCUCAUGUGUGCCUACAAGCUCUGCAAGGUGGAAUUCCGCUACUGGGGCAUGCAGGCCAAGAUCGAGCAGUUCAUCCACGAUGUUGGUCUGCGGAGGGUGAUGCUUCGAGCUCACCGCCAAGCCUGGUGCUGGCAGGAUGAGUGGACCGAGCUCAGCAUGGCUGACAUCCGGGCCCUAGAGGAGGAGACGGCCCGCAUGCUGGCCAGAAAGAUGGCCAAAUGCACCACCCCCGAUGGGGAAGGGGCUGAGCCUGCGGGGAAGCCAGGGGUUGAGGGCCAGGCUGCUGUGAGCCAAGCAGAAACCCCCGAAGGUCCCGAGGGCCCAGCUGUGGCAGCGACAGCCGAUGUGUCCCCAGACACUGACAGCUUUUCCAAACAGUGGUCUUCCUCCCCUCGAUCCUCCUAUUCCUCCCAGCACGGAGUGGGGGUGUCUCCACAGAGCUUAUCUGAGUGGCGCAUGCAGAAUAUUGCCCGGGACUCAGAGAACAGCUCAGAGGAUGAGUUCUUUGAUGCACAUG